AUGUCGUCAUUGCAAACAAAUAAUGUUCAAUUUCGUAUACCUAAAAUAAAAAAAUUGGAUACAACCAUCAUAGAUCCAAUUCCAACUCCAAUUCCAACUAUAAUUAGUUCAAUCGAGAACAAUUAUCCAAAAAUAACAAUUUCUCAACUAGACAUGUUUCGAAUUUUUGCCCAUUUGACAAUACUGUUCAUUGGAGAUAAUUCUAUACGAACAUUUUAUCGUGAUUUUGUCAAUUUAUUUUCUAAUGGUCGAUUAUUAAAAGAUUCAGAAAUUUCUAUACAAAAUGGCGAAUAUAAAGAAAUGAAAUGUGAAAGACGUUUACAAAAAGGUGGAAAACUUGGUUCAUCUGAAUAUAAAGAUGUACGUCAAUAUUUUUGUGAAGCUUCAUCAACACGAUUAAUAUAUAUCUAUAUACCAACUGUUUUUGGAAAUAUAGGAGAAAAAAAUAUUAAUUAUUUAAAAACAAUGAAGGACUGUACAUCAAUACAUGCUGUUCUUUUUUCAUUAUAUCAUGGUGAUCUAAAUUUGUAA
Messenger RNA from Rotaria sp. Silwood2, 531 nucleotides. The record is from the annotation of a GenBank genome assembly. NCBI's taxonomy places the organism in Eukaryota, Metazoa, Rotifera, Eurotatoria, Philodinida, Philodinidae.